Messenger RNA from Micromonas commoda, 1224 nucleotides. RefSeq lists its product with no specific name. NCBI's taxonomy places the organism in Eukaryota, Viridiplantae, Chlorophyta, Mamiellophyceae, Mamiellales, Mamiellaceae. Gene Ontology annotation, molecular function: calcium ion binding. The transcript has a single exon. Bases 160 to 1128 code for a protein of 322 amino acids. The record is from RefSeq and is a predicted model, not a curated record.
CUGCGACGUCGCGGUUUCCACCCGGAGUUCGCUUCGUCGACCUCUUCGCCGUUUCCGCGCCCGUGUCCACCGCGCGACCCACGGAACCCGCCCGGUUCCCCGCCCCGACCCACCCCCGGGAUAUCUUUUUUGAAAGCUCAUUCUCCCGCGUGAACCACGAUGGGUGUCUGCGCCUCCACCCCCCAGGCCGACGCCGAGCCCGAGGCCAAGGGUUCGCGCCGUAAGAACGUCCCGCCCCCCUCGGAGGUCGCCGACGCCGCGGCGCUCGAGGCGCGCCGCGCGCGAUCCGCGGUCCUCACCAACGAGGAGCGCGCGGAGGAGACCGAGCUCGAGGCCAAGGUGCUCUCGCUCUUCGUGCAGAUGGACGUGGACAAGAACAACGGCGUCGACGGAAAGGAACUCGCCGCGGUCCUCGACGAGAACCCCGCGCUCCGCCGCCGCCUCCUUCGCAACCUCGACCUCGACGUGCGGGACGGGAGCCCGCAAUCCACGGAGUGCGCGGAUUCCUCCGUCGUCGCCGCCGCCAUCGUAAAGGCGGCGGCGGCGGCGAACCCGGACAUGAACGAUUGGUCCGGAGACUCGCACUCCAUCGGCUGGUACGACCUCGAGCGCGCCGUCAAGGGAACACCCCCCGUGGACUACCGCAAGGCGCCCGACUCCCCGAAGCUGUGCCGCGAGAACAUGCUGCGAGGCGCGAGGGCCCGAGCGGAGAUUAAGCGAACGGAAGGUGGCGGCUACGCCGGGCUGACGGACGCGAAGGAAGCCGUGAUCAUCGGAGAACGCGCCAGAAACCUCCAGGUCAACCGCCGCGCGCUCUACGUCGAGUCCGAGCCGGACGUGUGGCACGACGGCGCGUUGUACAGCACCGACGCGGCGGCGCGGCGCGCGCGGGCGGCGAAGCAGAGGGAGAUCGAGGAGACGCUGCGGGCGGAGGGACUCAUCAGGGACGAGUUUCCCGGGCUAGACGCCGCCGCCGCCGCCGCCGUUCGAUCCGAGAUCAAGACCGGCGGCGUCGUCGUGGACAUCGAGGACGACGACGACAUGGCCAAGAAGAAGACGAGGAAGCUCCCUCCCAAGCUCGAGACGCUGAGGAACACGCCGAUCAAGUCCAGGGCGAUCGCCGCAUGACGAGCGAAGCGAAGGCAAAUCACAUCGCCAAACAAUCGCCAAACAAUCGCCAAACAAUCGCCAAACGCGAAUACGUGUAAGAUGUCGACUCAUAUC